AUGUCAAAUCAAAAUCCAGUUUUAAGUGAUACAGAAGAGAUGGAGGAAAAUGAUUCGGAUACUUCAGUGGAACUGGAAGACUUGAAUAACCCCUCAACUUCAACUUCUACUCCAAAGACAAAAAAAUCAAAACUAAAUCGAUCCAGCACGACACAGGAUGAUGAUGAUUCGGAUACUUCAGUGGAACUGGAAGACUUGAAUAACCCCUCAACUUCAACUUCUACUCCAAAGACAAAAAAAUCAAAACUAAAUCGAUCCAGCACGACACAGGAUGAUGAUGAUUCGGAUACUUCAGUGGAACUGGAAGACUUGAAUAACCCCUCAACUUCAACUUCUACUCCAAGACAAAAAAAAUCAAAGCUAAAUCGAACAACUCCCAAAAAAUCAAAGCUAAUCGAACAACUCCCCCCAAAAUCAAAGCUAAAUCGAACAACUCCCAAAAAAUCAAAGCUAAAUCGAACAACUCCCCAAAAAUCAAAGUCAAACCGAACCAACACCCGUCAACGAACACGGGGAACCUCACCAGGCCCAGACACUAGAAGGAGAUCAUCUUCGGAUAUUGGAUAUAACAAAC
This is a messenger RNA of Procambarus clarkii (red swamp crayfish), 574 nucleotides long. NCBI's taxonomy places the organism in Eukaryota, Metazoa, Arthropoda, Malacostraca, Decapoda, Cambaridae. The record is from RefSeq and is a predicted model, not a curated record.